AUGCGCUGCUCUCUCCCGGUCGUCGCCGUCCUCGCGGCGUUCUGCACCACCGCCGGUGCCCUCCCCCAGUCGGGGAUGGAGAUUCGCGCCGCGGCUUCUACCGUCGACAAGAAGCCCAAGUACUCAGUCGUGCCGCUCGAGCCCGGCGACAGCCAUCCGGGCGGCGGUGGCGGCGACGGCGGCGAUGACAACACCAGCACUGCAGUCACCAUCAUCAAAACUGUGACCAAGACAUCGGAGCCGACCACCGAAGUCAUCACCAAGACCGCCGAACCGCAGACUGUCACCAAGUCGAUCCCAACCACCAUAUCAGUCAUUGACAUGACGGGAGAGCCAACGACUACGGUCGUCGCGACUUCAACUUCGGUGCCGCCGCCACCGCCGCCAUCUAUUACUACGCAAUCCUCAAUGGUCUCCUCGGCUCCGGCACCAACCUCGUCCGUAUCGAGCGAGCAGCCCUCCGUUACCGUCACCAAGUCUGCCACGACCACCCCGCUCCCCACGGCCAGCAGCACGUCUGCGGCGCCCACCACAACUGAUACCAUCUCGACACUGCCGACGAGCUUCACUAGCGUCGUCACGACACCAACCACGUUUGCGACCAUCACCACUACGCCUCAAUCGUCCACCUCGACUCGCAGCUACGACGACGGGCAGUGGCACACGACUUAUCCGGCGUGGAACGGCACCAUGACAUAUCGCUAUCGGCGGCGUUCCUAG
Purpureocillium takamizusanense is the source of this 720-nucleotide messenger RNA. RefSeq lists its product as uncharacterized. The record is from RefSeq and is a predicted model, not a curated record. Bases 1 to 720 code for a protein of 239 amino acids. The transcript has a single exon. NCBI's taxonomy places the organism in Eukaryota, Fungi, Ascomycota, Sordariomycetes, Hypocreales, Ophiocordycipitaceae.